UGUCGUGUAACUGGCUUUUUGUCGGUUUCUUACAAGAUUGAUUACUCAAACUUUGAAGCUACUUAACCCAUAGGAGCUGGUAGCAAUACUUAGUCGCAACUCCACUUGAUUCUUCAUCAAAAACAUAUUCUAUAAGGAGAAAAAAUUGAAGUCAUUGCUCCCACAUAUGAGAGGAUAAUCAACAUGAACAUCAUCAACAGCAUCGUGCUAUUGGUAACAAUAUUAACGAGCAACGCCGCCGUGACCGUGAGGUGCAGCCCGCCGGAAGAUCCGAUCGAGUGCAAGGGGGCGGCGAGGAACUCAAACUGCACGAUCACCAACUCGUACGGCGCCUUCCCGGACAGGAGCACCUGCCGCGCGGCCGAGGCCGUGUACCCGACGUCGGAGGCGGAGCUGGUGGCGGCCGUGGCGGCGGCGGCGGCGGCGGGGAGGAAGAUCAAGGUGGCGACGCGGUACUCGCACAGCAUCACGAAGCUGGUGUGCCCCGACGGGGAGGAGGGGGUGCUGAUAAGCACCAAGUACCUGAACCGGACGUUGGAAGUGGAUGCGGCGGGGAUGAGCAUGACGGUGGAGAGCGGGGUGACGCUGAGGCAGCUGAUCGGGGAGGCGGCGCGCGCCGGGAUGGCGGUGCCGUACGCGCCAUACUGGUGGGGGCUGACGGUGGGAGGGAUGAUGGGGACGGGGGCGCACGGCAGCUCACUGUGGGGUUUGGGGAGUCAGGUGCACGACCGGGUCACGCGCCUCACCAUCGUGUCGCCUGCCCGGCCCCACCUGCGCGUGCUGGAAGCGGGGGAUCCCGACCUGGAUGCGGCCAAAGUCUCGCUUGGAGUUCUUGGAGUCAUCUCACAGGUAACAUUAAAACUGGAAGGGUUGUUCAAACGGUCUGUAACAUAUGUAACAAAGAACGAUUCUGAUUUGGGAGAACAAGUUGUAGGGUUCGGACGACAACAUGAGUUUGCAGAUUUUACGUGGUUCCCCAGUCAGAAACGCGUUAUUUAUCGAAUCGACGACAGAGUCUCGACCAAUGCAUCCGGAAAUGGAUUGAAUAAUUUCCCAGGAUUUCGGUCCACUUCCUCGCUCGUUCUUGCAACUCUUAGAACCACAGAGGAGACGCAGGAGUCCCUGGGCGACGCAAACGGAAAAUGCAUAAACGGGAGAACCACGACGGCUUUCCUGAGAGCCACGGCUUUCGGACUGACAAACGACGGCGUCUCCUUCAAGGGCUACCCAGUAGUCGGAUACCAAAACCGCAUCCAAGCUUCGGGUACAUGCCUCGACAGCCCCGACGACGCGAGGAUCACAGCAUGCCCCUGGGAUCCUCGCAUCAAGGGCCUCUUCUUCCACCAGACCACCUUCAGCAUCGCCUUGUCCCGAGCCACAGCCUUCAUCCGCGACGUCCAGAGCCUCGUCGCCCUCGCGCCCCAGGCCCUCUGCGGCCUCGACCUCUACAACGGCAUCCUCAUGCGCUACGUCACCGCCUCCACGGCUUACUUGGGGAAGCAGGGCGACGCCAUUGACUUCGACAUCAGCUACUACAGAAGCCAGGACCCUCUCCGGCCGAGGCUAUACGAGGAUGUCUUGGAGGAGAUCGAGCAGAUGGCAGUGUUCAAGUACGGCGCUCUGCCGCACUGGGGGAAGAAUCGAAACGUGGCGUUCCUCGGGGCCAUCGGAAAGUACAGAGACGGCGCUCGGUUUGUAGAGGUGAAGCGAAGGUAUGAUCCUGAGGGCCUGUUUUCGAGUCGGUGGACUGAUCAGAUGCUGGGGCUGGCGGAUGGGUUGAGUAUUGUGAGAGAAGGAUGUGCGCUUGAAGGGCUGUGCAUUUGCUCUCAAGAUAUUCAUUGCGCGCCCAAAAAGGGGUAUGUGUGUGUGCCGGGAAAACUCUAUGAUAAGGCUCGAGUCUGUGCCAAGCUCAAAACAGGAGUUAUUUUCUAGUGUUGUGUAGUACAUAUCUUUAACUGCUGACAUAUGGUAAUCUUAAAAAAUUAUAUAGUAUAUGAAAAAAAAUACACUUUAACAUUGAGCCAA
Molecule: messenger RNA, 2025 nt
Organism: Salvia miltiorrhiza (redroot sage)
Lineage: Eukaryota; Viridiplantae; Streptophyta; Magnoliopsida; Lamiales; Lamiaceae
Product: probable L-gulonolactone oxidase 6
Exons: 4
Coding region: 184-1932 (582 amino acids)
Cellular component (GO): membrane
Molecular function (GO): D-arabinono-1,4-lactone oxidase activity; FAD binding
Source: RefSeq, a predicted model, not a curated record